Molecule: messenger RNA, 1759 nt
Organism: Telopea speciosissima
Lineage: Eukaryota; Viridiplantae; Streptophyta; Magnoliopsida; Proteales; Proteaceae
Product: putative pentatricopeptide repeat-containing protein At3g05240
Exons: 2
Coding region: 21-1742 (573 amino acids)
Biological process (GO): RNA modification
Cellular component (GO): intracellular membrane-bounded organelle
Molecular function (GO): protein binding; RNA binding
Source: RefSeq, a predicted model, not a curated record
CAAAUUAGCCUCACUCACUGAUGCGCGGACAGCGAGGAUUCAUUGCUGAGGUGAGAUCUCAAACGACGACCAUGAGGGUAGGUUUCGGCGAAAUCCUCCAUUUGCUAGAAAGAUGCAGAAGCAUGAGGGAGCUUAAAAAGAUACAUGGAUUGAUGAUUACUACCUCACUCAUCAGAGAUAUCAUCUCUUUAAGUAGACUCGUUGAUUUCUGCGCAAAUUCCGACUCCGGCGAUCCUGGCUACGCUGCGUUGGUUUUCCUCCAGAUAGACCGUCCCAGUGUCUACAUAUGGAACUCCUUGAUCAAAGGAAGCUCUAAUGGGAAAAACCCAGAUGAUGCAUUGUCCAUGUACAGGAAAAUGCAGCGACGAGGGUAUUCCCCUGACCACUUCACCUUUCCCUUCGUGCUCAAAGCUUGUGCCCUGAUCAACGAUCGAAAUUAUGGAAUGUGUGUUCAUGAUCGCAUUGUUAAAACCGGGUUUGAAUCGGAUUUAUAUGCUUCUAUUAGCUUGAUACACAUGUACGCAUCCUGUACUGAUAUGGAAGCCAGUGAAAAACUGUUUGAGAAAAUUCCCAAGUGGAAUGUGGUAUCUUGGACUACCCUCAUUGCCGGUUAUGUAAACAAUAAUCAAGCUGGUAAAGCUGUGAAUGUGUUCAAGGAGAUGGAGCUUCAGGGAGUCCAACCAAACGAGAUCACCAUGGUGAACGUCCUAGUAGCCUGUGCACAAGCAAGGGACUUAGAAACUGGAAGAUGGGUCCAUCAACGUGUCCGUCAAUCAGAUUCGAAUGUUAUUCUUUCAACCGCCAUAGUAGAUAUGUAUGCAAAAUGUGGUUACUUAAAGGUUGCGAGGGAUUUGUUUGAUAAAAUGCCUCGCAGAAAUGUCGUCGCUUGGAAUUCCAUGAUUGGUGCUUACAAUCAGUAUGAUCGGUCACAUGAAGCAUUAAGUCUUUUUGCGGAUAUGCAAAAUGCAAGGUUAACUCCAGACGAGACCACCUUGUUGAGUGUAUUGGGAGCUUGUGCCCACCAUGGAACAUUGUGUCUAGGUCAAGGAAUUCAUGCUUAUAUUGAGAAAACCCACAUUGGCACAGAUGUUGUUAUUGGGACUUCCCUGAUGAACAUGUAUGCCAAAACAGGAGAAACACAAAGUUCACUCCAGAUCUUUAAUGGGUUACAGAAGAAGGAUGUGACUGCAUGGACUAGUAUGAUCAUAGGUUUGGCCAUGCACGGCCGUGGUGGAGAAGCAUUGAAGCUUUUUAAAGAGAUGCAAAGGGAUAAAGAUGUUAAACCAGAUCACAUUACCUUCAUUGGUGUUCUGUGCGCAUGUAGUCAUGCGGGAUUGGUUAACGAAGGCCAAGAGCUCUUUCAUUCAAUGAGUAUAGUGUAUGGUAUAGCGCCCACAGUUCAACAUUACGGAUGCAUGGUGGAUCUUCUGAGCAGAGCCGGCCAUUUAACAGAGGCAGAGAGAUUAGUAGAAUCAAUGCCGAUUGAACCCAAUAUCUCUAUAUGGGGUGCCCUUCUGAAUGGUUGUGAGGUGCACAACAAUGUCAAUUUAGCUGACAGAGUAGGAAACCACAUACUCCAAUUGAAACCUCAUGGAGGUGGUGUUUAUGUACUUCUUUUCAACAUAUACGCCAAGGCAGGAAGGUGGCAAGCAGUAGAGAUGGCUAGAGAGGUAAUGAAGCUAAAGGGAAUCGAGAAAACUCAUGGAUGCAGCUAUAUUGAGGAAAAGUCCCUAACCAUAUGAAUUCCCUACACAGGAUU